AUGGUGAGGCUGUUUGUGGGCGGGCUGCCGCCGGGCGUCACCCCCGACGACCUGCGGCAGCGCUUCCUGCCCUUCGGCGAGGUCACCGAGUGCAGCAUCGCGCCUGCCAAGAGCUAUGGGCCCGGCGUUGUCUUCCCCCGCAACUUUGGGCAUGUGGAGUUGCAGCCCAAGGAUGAGGCGGCCCUGCGCAAGUGCAUCGCGGCCUACAACGGCUGUAAGUGGCGCGGGAGCCAGUUGAAGUGCGCGCCGGCGCACCCGCAGUAUGCCGACCGGCGGCGGCAGGAGCAGGCGACCGCCGCUGGCGGCACAUCGGCGGACGAGGCCGCCCAUGCCCUGCCGCCGCUGGGGCCCGGCGACAGGCUUCGCCUGAAGCCGUCAAAGGCAGCCACCACCAUUGAGGUGGCGCUGGGCAGCGGCCGCAAGGUGCAGCACUUCCCCGAGCCGCCUUCGCAGCAGGUCCAGCUGGCGUGGGAGUCGCUGGAGGCGCCCCCCGCCUCGGGCUACCUGUAUGAGCAGCUGCUGCAGCGCCUGGCCGCCGACCUGCCGCCCGAGCUGCUGGCAAUCGUGGAGGAGCGGCGGCGCCAGGGCAAGCUGCUGCUGGAGGCGCGGGAGCGGCAGCUGCGCGAGGAGCGCGCGGCGGCAGGUGUGGAAAUUGCCCACGAGUACUCUGAGCAGUCCCAAGGCAGCUCUGGUUGGGAGCUGGGCAGCGAUGAUGAUGCGGCGACGGCUGCAGCCACGGCAGCCGGGGCCCUCGCGUCCCGCGAGCGCCGCCAGGCAGCAGCAGCGGCAGCAGCUGGUCCCAGGGGCAGGGGUGCUGCUGGGGCGCGGCAACAGCGGAAGCUGGAGCAUGAGCAGCAGGGAAUGCAGCCGGGGCAGCAGCGGGAGGACGUGCAGCAGGGGCAACAGGCUGCCCCAACAGUGCCACAGCGGAGGCUCAGGGUGGUCGACUUUCUUCAGCCUCAAGAUGCCGAGCAGGAGCGGGAGGAGCCUGCAGCCGCCGCUCAAGCAGGCGCUGGCGCAGCCGCAGACCUGAGCCGCUUCGACUCAGGCAGCGAUGCCGAGUGGGGGGCCCCACCGGCUGGUGCCACAAGGCAGCACCUGCUCCAGUCAAGGCCAGCAAGCUCUGGCCAGCAGGCGAUGCAACAGCAGGUGCAGGUGUGGCCGCUGGCAGUUGCUCGAAGCACGCGGGAAGAGCAGGAGCACAGCCAGCCCUCCGGCAGCAGCGGCAGCAGUGGCGGCAGCGAGCUGGAAGAGUGGCUAGCUGGUGCGGGCGACCUUGGUGGCGGCCCCGCGGCGAGUGAUGCAGAGGCUGGUGCCUUGAAUGGUGAGGCCUCCAGCGGCAGCAGCGGCGGCAGCGAGCUGGAAGAGUUCCUGGCGACAGCUGGCGGUGAUGGCGCCAGCCCAGAGGCUGCUCAGGAGGAGGAGGAAGGCGAGGGGGCAGGCUGCGAAGGCAAGGAGGCCUGCAGCGAUGGCGGCCAGCAUGUGGGCAGCGGCGGCGAGGCACGCACCCAGCCUGUCGCGGCUGCAGCGGCAGAUGGCGCUGGCAGGAGUACAGGAGGGCAGCAGGUCCGGCGCACAUCGCAGCAGCCACAGCAGCAGCCGCCACAGCUCACGCAGCAGCGGGGGGUGGUCGCCUUUGUGGAGGGAGAUGAGGCAGCGGCCAGCGGGCGGCAGUGGUGGCACAAGCCCAUCCCGGCGGUGGACCUCAGCCGCUUUGCCAGCAGCAGCGAUGAGGAGGGUGGAGGGAGGCCAACGGCCCUGCCAGCUGCCGUGGGAGGCAAGCGCGGGGUGGCGCACCACCAGGGCGCCAAGAAGCGGCGGCAACAGCACAUGAUCCCUCAGGUGGAUGGCGCUGCCGACAGUGGCAGUGACGAGGACAGCGCUAGCAGUGAUAAGGACGACGACAGCGAGAGCGAAGAUGCCAGCACCAGUGGUAGCGAGGGCAGUGCCGGCAGUGGCAGUGACGAGGGCACGUCUGGUAGCAGCACCAGUGAAGACGCGGCAGGCAAGGAUCAGGUCGGCGAGCAGCUGCAGAAGGGAGGAGGAGCGUCCGGGCAGGCAAAUGCGGCCUCUGCAGGGCACGGCAACGAGAGAAGUGGCAGCGAGGGCGAGGAGAGCGAGGAGGAAGCAGAGACAGCGGACGACGGCAGGGCGGCGGCCGCGGCGGCGGCGCAGGAGCAGCAGCGCCAGCUGGCGGCGCUGUUCCCCGAGGGCGCUGCCUUCAGGCGCAGCGAGCCGCUGGCGCAGAUUGAGGCCACCUGGCGCGUCAGCCGCGAAUCCUGGGUGCAGGACUACCGCCAGAAGCACCGGCAGGCGGUGCGCAUGCUGGGACGGUCGAGCGGCGGCGGCGGCAAGCGGCAACGCAAGGGCUGA
Chlorella variabilis is the source of this 2373-nucleotide messenger RNA. RefSeq lists its product as hypothetical. Gene Ontology annotation, molecular function: RNA binding. Lineage: Eukaryota; Viridiplantae; Chlorophyta; Trebouxiophyceae; Chlorellales; Chlorellaceae. The record is from RefSeq and is a predicted model, not a curated record. The transcript has 4 exons. Bases 1 to 2373 code for a protein of 790 amino acids.